UAUAAGCAGCAGGCAGUAGACUUAGACCACUUUUACUUAUCAUUUUUAUUUCUAUCACCUCUAUACAUAUAAGCCCCCACCGAUCCUUAACACAAAAUCUAAGAAAAAAAGCCACCCUUUUAUAAAUUCUUUAAUUUUAUCAUUUUGACAACAUGAAGAAAGGAAUGAGCCCUAAUUUAAAUUGUAACGGUAGUGAAGUCGCAAGGGGAGUGAGCAACAGUUCACGUCAUCCGAUGCGAAUCAGCAAAGAUUCGCACGUCAUCCAAAAACCCCCUUCUAAUCACCAUCCAUCCGCCGGCGCGAAGCCGCGGCAGCCGUUGAUCAUAUACACGCACUCGCCGAAGGUCAUCCACGCCGCGCCGAGCAACUUCAUGAAGCUGGUGCAGAGGCUCACCGGCCAGUCCGACGACGGCGACGGGGAGGCAGCUACCGAGGCCGCGGCAAAAGUGGAGGUGGAGACGGUGAAGGAGGAGGACGAAAAAGUAGACACCAGCAGCGGCGGAUUUGGCAAUACCGUUGGCGGCGGCAUCGGAUCGUACGAAGAGAAUUAUGAAAUGGCGUCGUCGCUUGAUGAUCGGAGAUUUGUUGCCGACGUGAAUCAGGAUCCGGCGGCGUUGUACAGAAUGCCGUAUUUGGUGGAGGCGGAGCCGCAAUUAAAUGGAUCGAGUGAUUUCUAUUGCUCGCCGCGGACGAGCGCGAUGUUCCAAUCUGCGAUGGCUGCCAGCGCGAUCUCACCGUACAUGGAUUACAUGAAGCCGUAUACCGAUUACUGACCGUUGGAUUCAUUGUGGUGGAUGAAGAUUUAUUAAGAGGUGAAACUAUUUCAUUUUUGUUACAAUUUAGGUUUGGGUAGAGAAGAGAUUUGGAUGAAAUUAUUUCAUUUUUUAUGAUUUAGAUUUGCCUAGAAUUUAGGGAGAAAACAUUUUAAUUCUUUAAUUAAUCAGCCAUGUGUGAAGGUUGAUUGCUACAUCCUUUGCAUAUUUGUGCUGCUAAUAAAUUUUGCAGACAGGUCUACACAUUAUUUGUUGAGUUAAUUA
Molecule: messenger RNA, 1037 nt
Organism: Salvia splendens (bonfire salvia)
Lineage: Eukaryota; Viridiplantae; Streptophyta; Magnoliopsida; Lamiales; Lamiaceae
Product: VQ motif-containing protein 20
Exons: 1
Coding region: 153-773 (206 amino acids)
Cellular component (GO): nucleus
Source: RefSeq, a predicted model, not a curated record